UCUAGUGAUCAGAGCUGCAGUCUGGGUUCAGUCCCACCCCUUCCCUCUGUAAGAAGCUUCCUGCUCUAAAACUGCAUGAGGAAUCGGAAUAGAGAAUCCUCUUAUGAUGGACCAACUUCUUUCCCAGGGCUGAUGAGUGUGACUCUGUCAGCAAUUCAAAAGUUUCAGCUUGACUGAUAUGUGAUACAAUUGAGGACUUUUACUCGGCUGUGUUUGUGAAGCCUACCAAAAGAGCAUAUUACACUUCCUUGUAUAGCAAGGUCACCAACCAAAUUUCAAAAUGUCCGAUGGGGAUUACGAUUACCUCAUCAAAUUUUUAGCGCUGGGAGAUUCUGCAGUUGGAAAAACUAGUUUCCUUUAUCAGUAUACAGAUGGAAAAUUUAAUUCCAAGUUUAUCACAACAGUGGGCAUUGACUUCCGGGAAAAGAGAGUGGUAUAUCGAUCAAAUGGGCCAGAUGGGACUUCUGGCAGAGGGCAAAGAGUUCACCUGCAACUCUGGGAUACUGCUGGGCAGGAAAGGUUCCGUAGUUUGACAACUGCAUUUUUCAGAGACGCAAUGGGUUUCCUUUUGCUUUUUGAUCUAACCAAUGAACAAAGCUUCCUUAAUGUCAGGAACUGGAUGAGCCAGCUGCAAAUCCACGCAUAUUGUGAAAAUCCAGAUAUUGUAUUGUGUGGCAAUAAGUGUGAUCUGGAUGAUCAGAGAGCAGUUAAAGAAGAAGAAGCCAAGGAAUUUGCUGAGAAAUAUGGAAUCCCAUACUUUGAAACCAGUGCUGCAAAUGGAACCAAUGUAAAUAAGGCAGUGGAUACCCUUCUAGACCUUAUUAUGAAGCGAAUGGAACGGUGUGUGGACAAGUCUUGGAUACCUCAAGGGGUGGUGCAAUCCAAUGGCCACAGAUCUACAGAGCAGUUAACUGAGGAAAAAGACAAGGGCAAAUGUGGCUGUUGAGACCAAAGCUUAUUUUGAAAAAAAAAAAAAAAGAUCCUAUUUUCACCCCCAUUUUUUAAAAAAAAUAUUUUUUAAAACUACAUUUAAAUAAUUGUUCUGUUUAUAAAAUGGGCCAUUACAAGACAGCCUAAUGCCACAGGCUUACAAUCCGGCUAUGUACCAAAUGACAUUUCCUAAGCAUAAGGAUUCUCAUCAUCCACAACCUCAUCCAAGGACACCUACUAAACCAAUGAACAAAUUGGUCACAGGCUACUGGCUAUAGUAGCAUUUUAGCAUUUUAUUUACAGCCUUUUGUCUUACAAUGUUGCAUAUAACAGUAUUUUCUGCCUUUCUCCAGAAGUAAUCUUAUAGUACAAAUAUUUAAACUCUUGUUUUUAUAAAGAAGAUGCUCUAAAAUUCUGUAUAGUCAGAAAUCAGAAAUGUGUCCCAGCCCAUGUAUGUAAUGUGCCACUGUUAUAAUGAAUCACUUAAAGAUAUAUACUGUUUUUGCAA
Molecule: messenger RNA, 1438 nt
Organism: Xenopus laevis (African clawed frog)
Lineage: Eukaryota; Metazoa; Chordata; Amphibia; Anura; Pipidae
Gene: rab27a.L
Product: RAB27A, member RAS oncogene family L homeolog
Exons: 7
Coding region: 281-946 (221 amino acids)
Cellular component (GO): late endosome; cytoplasm; endomembrane system
Molecular function (GO): G protein activity; GTPase activity; GTP binding
Source: RefSeq, a predicted model, not a curated record